AUGCCUCCCCGGACCCCUAUAGCACCAACUAACCCUCUGCAACGCCCGCUCCGCGCUCGGUCCAUCCACCAAACCAUCUCCCGCCAGCAACUCUCCACCACCCCACCUCCACCCCCACCUCCAUCCCACCCCAAUUCCUCCCGCCUCCGCACACGCCUCCAAACCUUCAACAACCGCCUCCCCCGUUUCCUCAGACUUUACACAACCCCUCUUCUCAACGCGCCAGUCACACACGUCACUUCCUUCCUAAUCCUACACGAGAUCACAGCCGUAGUACCACUUCUAGGUUUGACGGGGGCAUUUCAUUACGGGGGCUGGAUUCCAUCGUUAGGAGAGGGGAAGGUAGAUGAAGGGGUGCGAAAAUUUGGGAGGUGGUUGAGGAAGAAAGGGUGGGUUGGAGCGGAAGCGGAAGCAGAGGCGGAAACUGUUGUAGAAAUGGAGAGAGAUUUGAAAGGCAAGGCUUCUGAGGGGCGGGUUGGGCUUGUUGAGUGUAGGGAUAGAGGG
Molecule: messenger RNA, 504 nt
Organism: Paracoccidioides lutzii Pb01
Exons: 1
Cellular component (GO): mitochondrion
Source: RefSeq, a predicted model, not a curated record